UUUUUCUUUCUUUAUGGCUGCAGCAGCAGCGGCAUCGGGCGGCAUCAUGUGGUGAGGAUCAGCGCGAGAAAUACGAACGUCGCGUCGGUCAGUCCUCUCGCCUAGAUUACACGUGCUGAUUCCCCACCUACAGACAAAGCUACUGGCCUCAAGGGGGAGACAUGGCUCAGCAUGGCCCCUCUCAAGAUCCGCCCAGCAUUGAUGAGGGCCUCUAUUCCAGGCAGCUCUAUGUGUUGGGACAUGAGGCUAUGCAGCGGAUGGCCCGAUCUGAUGUGCUCAUCUGUGGGAUGCGAGGCCUUGGCAUUGAGAUUGCCAAGAAUAUCAUCCUCAGCGGAGUCAAGUCGGUCACCAUCUACGACCGAGGAGACUGCACCUUGACUGACCUGUCUUCGCAGUACUACCUGAAUGAUCACUGCCUUGGUGAGAACCGUGCCGAGGCCUGUGUAGCUUCACUGGCCGAGCUGAACAGCUAUGUGACGGUGAUGGACCACUCAGAGCCCUUAACCAACGACUUCUUGAAGCAAUUUCGUGUGGUGGUGCUCACUGACACUCCCUUCGAGGAGCAGCUGUCCAUCUCUGCCUUCACGCACGCCAACGACAUCGCCCUCAUCGUGGCCGACACGCGGGGCCUCUGUGGGCAGAUCUUUUGCGACUUUGGCGCGAGGUUUCGUGUGCUGGACACCAACGGCGAGCGGCCCAUCUCUGUCAUGCUUGCCUCCAUCAGCAAGGACAAAGAAUCAGUGGUGACUUGCCUGGACGAAGUGCGGCAUGGUCUGGAAGAUGGUGACUUUGUCGUCUUCUCCGAAGUCAACGGCAUGACUGAGAUCAACGAGUGCCUCCCCAUGAGAGUCAAAGUGCUUGGGCCAUACACUUUUAGCGUCGGAGACACAACUCGCUUCAAUGACUACGGACAUGGUGGCGUUGCGACGCAGAUUAAGAUGCCGAAAGACAUCGAAUUUAAAUCCCUGGAGGACUCGUUGGUAGCCCCCGUGUUCGUAUCAUCGGGCUCUGCCAACCCGGAUCGCCCAACCUUGUUGCACGUGGGAUUUCAAGCUCUGCACACUUUCGAGAAGAAGCACUCGCGUCUGCCCCGCCCUUGGAACAAGGGGGAUGCAGCCGAAGUGGUGAGCUUGGCCAGAAAGAAGAAUGCCUCGCUGUCCACUCCGCUGGCGAGCCUGGACGAGGCUUUCCUCUCCACCAUGGCCUACGUGUCGGCAGGCUCCCUCUGCCCCAUGCAGGCAGUGAUAGGAGGUAUUGCUGCCCAAGAGAUAAUGAAGGCUUGCAGUGGCAAGUUUAUGCCAAUCCAGCAGUGGUUCUACUUUGAUGCCUUUGAGUGCCUUCCCCAGUCAGGCAACGUUUCGGAAGAGAGUGCCAACGCAUUGGCGAAAACACGAUACGGAGCUCAAGCAUGUGUCUUUGGAGCUGAUGUGCAGAAGAAGCUGGCAUCACAGAAAUACUUCCUGGUUGGUGCUGGGGCCAUCGGCUGCGAACUGCUCAAGAACUUCGCUAUGAUGGGUCUGGGCUCCAAGGGUGGCUGCAUUUACGUCACGGACAUGGACGUCAUCGAACGGUCCAACCUCAACCGGCAGUUCUUAUUCCGACCCUGGGACGUUGGUCAAUUGAAGUCGCGUGUUGCUGCAAGGGCUGCGGGCAAUAUGAACCCAGAUGUCGAGAUUUUGCCGCACUGCAACCGAGUUGGCCACGACACCGAGAAUGUCUACACGGACGACUUCUUCAACUCCCUCAAUGGAGUGGCCAACGCCCUCGACAACGUUGAGUCGCGCAACUAUGUGGACAGCCGCUGCGUCCGGCUCGGCAAGCCGCUGCUCGAGUCAGGCACCCUGGGCACCAAGGGCAAUGUCCAGGUGGUGGUUCCCCAUCUGUCCGAGUCAUACUCGUCAUCGCAUGACCCAGCCGAGAUGUCCAUCCCCAUCUGCACGCUCAAGCAUUUUCCCAAUGCCAUCGAGCACACAUUGCAGUGGGCCCGUGAUGAAUUUGAAGGCCUGUUCAAGCAGACACCUGAAAUUGCACACAAGUACCUGGAAGAUCCCGUAUCAUUUGUGAAGAAGACGCUGAGCCUCCCUGGUGACGAACCAGCAGAGGUGUUUACAAGCGUGAAGAAGCAGCUCGUAGAUGAGCGGCCCACGUCUUUUGCCGACUGCGUGGCCUGGGCCAGGCUCCACUUCCAAAACCAGUACAGCAACCAGAUCCGGCAGCUCCUUCACAGCUUUCCCAGGGACUACUGUACCACUACGGGGGCACCAUUCUGGUCUGGUUUCAAGCGCUGCCCCCACCCCAUUGAGUUUGAUGCCAGCGAGAGCCUUCAUAUGGACUACAUUGUGGCUGCGGCCAACCUGCGAGCAACCGUCUAUGGCAUUGCCAACUGCACGGACAGACAUGAAAUCAGUCGCAUCCUCGGGCAGGUUACGGUGCCCCUGUUCAGGCCACGGUCAGCCGUGCGAAUUUCGGUUACCGAGAACGACCCAUCAUCUGAUACUGGAGGGCAUGCUGACCCAGAUCGGUUCAGCAGCCUGAUCGAGGAGCUGCCUCAACUGUCGUCACUGGCAGGAGUGAGUGUGACACCCCUAGAGUUCGAGAAGGAUGACGACACAAACUUCCACAUGGACUUCAUCGUGGCAGCGUCCAACCUGCGCGCCUCCAACUAUGAGAUCCCGCUGGCCGACCGGCACCACAGCAAGCUCAUUGCGGGCAAAAUCAUCCCCGCCAUUGCAACCACCACGUCCCUGGUGGCCGGUCUCGUCUGCCUUGAGCUUUACAAGUUGGUACAAGGGCACGACAAGUUGGCGCUGUACAAGAACAGCUUUGUCAACCUGGCAUUGCCGUUCUUUGGUUUCUCUGAGCCCAUUGCUGCAAAGAAGAUCAAGUUCAACGGCCGUGAUUUCACCAUGUGGGACCACUUUGACGUACAGGGAGAGCUCACCCUGAAUGAGUUUAUCGACUAUUUCAAGAAAAACCACGAGGUUGAGGUCACCAUGGUACUCCAAGGAGGGGCCAUGCUGUUCCCGCCGAAAUUUAAGGAAUGCCUUGAUCAUCCCCUGAGCAAAGUGGUGGCCGAGAUAUCGAAGAAGCCGAUUGAGCCCCACGUGCGCAACCUCGUCUUGGACCUCCUUUGCAAUGACAAGAAUGGCAUGGACAUUGAUGAUGUGCCACCCGUGCACUACUGGCUGCCCAAGUGAAGCGCCAUCUGUAUGGCCAUGGCGCAAGUCCAUGGAGAUGGCAGCCAAGGUCCACAACUCAUCUUCAUCGGGCUGGAAGGUUGUGCUACUGGCGAUCCAGGUUCUUCAUCGGGUUUAGUGACGAAAAAAAUUUACCUUUAGUCUUCGCUGUCUUGAGCCUUCUCUUUAAUUUCUGCCUCAUCAAAUUAAACCAGGAGAGAACCAGUC
Messenger RNA from Dermacentor albipictus, 3404 nucleotides. Its product is annotated as ubiquitin-like modifier-activating enzyme 1. The record is from RefSeq and is a predicted model, not a curated record. NCBI's taxonomy places the organism in Eukaryota, Metazoa, Arthropoda, Arachnida, Ixodida, Ixodidae. Gene Ontology annotation, cellular component: cytoplasm; nucleus. Gene Ontology annotation, molecular function: ubiquitin activating enzyme activity. Gene Ontology annotation, biological process: ubiquitin-dependent protein catabolic process; protein ubiquitination; DNA damage response.